CUCAUCAGUGGUUCAAGCUAGAAAAUGACUUUUUUGAAAGCUACUCAUUGUCCGUUCGGCUUCAGAUCGGAUCGCUCAUAGUUUAAGGAGGUUUAAUUUGCGAGUUCGAACCAAUUCAAUCACCUUUCACAACGUUUUUCUCUUAUUUGGCGUCAAAUGCUUUAAUCCAAUGAUGAAUGCAACUUCCUUCCGCAAAAUCGCCUUUCUGAAUCAAAAUCUAAUCUCACUUCUCGAUGGAUGCAAAUCAAUGUUUGAACUCAAGAGAAUCCAUGCUCUACUUUUCACUUUAGGCAUCUCUCAAGACGAAAUAAUCAAAUCCAAACUUCUCUUGUUCUCUGCGCUCUCCCCUGCUAGGGAUCUUGAUUACUCGUAUAAGCUGAUAUUGAAUCUUCCCAACCCUACAACCUUCAAUUGGAACACUCUCAUAAGGGGGUUCUCAAAUACCAAAAAUCCAAAUCCUUCAAUCACCGUCUUCAUCAAAAUGCUGCAAAAUGGGGUCUCCCCUAAUUAUCUGACAUACCCUUUUCUGGUGAAGGCGACUUCUAAAUUGUUGAAUCAGGAGCUUGGGAUGGCAUUGCAUGUUCAUAUUGUGAAGUCUGGGCAUGAGAUUGACAAAUUCAUACAGAAUUCAUUGAUUCACAUGUAUGCCUCUUGUAGAGAUAUUGCAUCUGCACGCAAGGUGUUUGAUGAAAUGGCAACAAAGAAUUUGGUGACUUGGAAUGCCAUGUUGGAUGGGUAUGCCAAAUGUGGGAAUUUGAAUAUGGCUAGGGAGGUGUUUAGUUUAAUGCCCGAGAGGGAUGUUGUGUCAUGGAGCUCUUUGAUUGAUGGGUAUGUUAAAGGCGGGGUAUAUGGGGAGGCCAUGGCCCUUUUUGAGCGCAUGAGCUUUGUUGGACCCAUGGCAAAUGAGGUGACUUUGGUGAGUGUUUUGUGUGCUUGUGCCCAUUUAGGUGCCCUUGAACGUGGGAGGAUGAUGCACCGUUAUAUAGUUGAGAAUGAGUUGCCGUUGACAAUUGUGCUGCAGACAUCUCUAGUGGACAUGUAUGCCAAAUGUGGUGCAAUACAUGAAGCUUUGACCGUGUUUCGUGCAUGUUCACUACAAGAGGCUGAUGUUCUAAUCUGGAAUGCUAUAAUUGGAGGUUUGGCAACACAUGGGUUGAUUAAAGAGUCUCUGGACUUGUUUUGCAAGAUGCAAAUGGUUGGGAUUGUGCCGGAUGAGAUCACAUACUUGUGCUUGUUAAGUUGUUGUGCUCAUGGGGGACUGGUGGAAGAGGCUUGGUAUUUCUUUGAUUGCCUUCGUAAACAUGGUAUGUUUCCAAAGGUUGAGCAUUAUGCUUGUAUGGUAGAUGUCUUAUCAAGAGCUGGUCAGGUAUCUGAGGCAUACCAAUUCUUGUGUCAAAUGCCUGUCCAACCAACAUCUUCCAUGUUAGGCGCGCUCCUUAGUGGCUGUAUGAAACAUGGAAAACUGGAUAUUGCAAAAGUAGUAGGAAGGAGGCUUGUUGAGUUAGAUCCAAAUCAUGAUGGUAGAUAUGUUGGCUUAUCCAACAUAUAUGCUGCUGAUAAGCGUUGGGAUGAUGCCAAAAAUAUGAGAGAAGCUAUGGAAAGGAAGGGAAUGAAAAAGUCUCCCGGUUUUAGUUUCAUUGAAGUAUAUGGAAUCCUUCAUCGAUUUAUGGCCCAUGAUAAAACACAUGGCGAUUCCAAGCAGAUUUUUAUGAUGCUGAAUUUUAUUGUAGAUCAAAUGAAACCCAUUGAAGAUUAUGUACAUCAAGAGUGUUGUUUCUAUGACAUCAUAAACAUCUCCUGAUUCUUUAAACAUGCCAAUUAUACAUAUUUACUCAAGAAAUACCACUUUUAGACUCCUUUCAACUCGUAGGGUUGUGUGCUGUACUUAUUUGUGUUAUGCCAAUGAAUUUCUCACAUGCACCGUGGUGGAUCUAUUGCUUCAAA
Molecule: messenger RNA, 1944 nt
Organism: Cucumis melo (muskmelon)
Lineage: Eukaryota; Viridiplantae; Streptophyta; Magnoliopsida; Cucurbitales; Cucurbitaceae
Product: pentatricopeptide repeat-containing protein At5g08305
Exons: 2
Coding region: 170-1801 (543 amino acids)
Biological process (GO): RNA modification
Molecular function (GO): protein binding; RNA binding
Source: RefSeq, a predicted model, not a curated record